AUGUCGUCACUUUGUAUUCCAGUGCUGGCAGCUAGUACACCUUCCAACUUUAGCAUCGGAGGAACGCUCGGAGCAAUGUAUAUUGGAGCUACCAUUGCUGCAGUGUUCUACGGGAUAACCAUCCUUCAGACAGCUAUCUAUUACAAACUGAAUCCUAACGACCCAUGGAUCUUUCGCUACAUGGUCGCUUUACUAUGGGUACUCGAUACGCUCCAUGUUGCUUUGAGCGCACAUGCACUCUAUUUUUAUCUUAUUGAAUCAUUCGGAAAUUAUCACACGCUUUUCAAGAUCAUCUGGAGCUUUCGGCUGCAGUUCGUGAUCAAUGUGCGUCUUCGGGUAUCAUUUAGUGAUCCUUGGUUGACUAUUGUUGGAGCAACUUAUCCCGGUUCCACAGAUUAUAUGCCGUCAGAAUCUGGAAACGUUUUUGGCCGUCAUUUUCACGUGGUCUUGCCCUGGUUCAUUUUCCUUUUUGUCGCAGCUACAUUCGGCUCUGGACUCUAUGUUAUUUACGACACGUACACCCUGUCGAGCUUUGUACAGUGCGUGACGCUCAAAAUCGACAUCCCGUGA
This is a messenger RNA of Desarmillaria tabescens, 570 nucleotides long. RefSeq lists its product as uncharacterized. The transcript has 12 exons. Lineage: Eukaryota; Fungi; Basidiomycota; Agaricomycetes; Agaricales; Physalacriaceae. The record is from RefSeq and is a predicted model, not a curated record. The coding region runs from base 1 to 570 and encodes 189 amino acids.